This is a messenger RNA of Diaporthe amygdali, 1194 nucleotides long. Its product is annotated as tubulin-specific chaperone c. Gene Ontology annotation, cellular component: cytoplasm. The transcript has 2 exons. Gene Ontology annotation, biological process: tubulin complex assembly; post-chaperonin tubulin folding pathway. The record is from RefSeq and is a predicted model, not a curated record. Lineage: Eukaryota; Fungi; Ascomycota; Sordariomycetes; Diaporthales; Diaporthaceae. The coding region runs from base 1 to 1194 and encodes 397 amino acids.
AUGGAGACAGUACUCUGUGGGCCAAUGACUUACAAAGCAGGGUUUCCAGGUCUGAAAACCGACAUGGACCCCAAGGAACGCUUCUACAGGCACUUCGAAGCUCAGGCCACGGCCUUGCAGGAGGACAUUGCAAACCUCGCCAACAUCUCUCCAACCGGCGGCGAACGUAAGGAUGCUACCGACCAUGUCCUCAGUGGCAUAUCCAGGCUCACCAACGAGGUGUCCGACGCCUCCGAGUACGCGCCUCCUCGCGACCAGAUGAUUUACGGCCAGGCCCUCAAAGCACUGCGAGAGCAGGUCAACAUCCACAGCCGAGGGCUUGGCCCCAACACCGGCUUCGAGUUCACCCAAGCAUCCAAAGAUGCCUGGGUCGCAGCCGGGAACAAACCAGCUGCUGCCAAAGACGCCGACGCCGCCGAGGACAGCGACGCCACCGUGCAGGCCGAGCGGACAGACGCGGUGGGCGACCUCCCGAGCAUCAGCGGGAGAACGGCCGCCGGCAAGGACUACAACGCCGAGAUGGCGUCGCAGGCCGGGGCGGGCGUGCGCAAGCCGAGCUUCUCGCAGGCGCGCGACAUCGACAUCUCGAACCACCGCGGGAUGCACAUCAUCCUGCCGGCGACGGCGUCGCGGGCCACGGCGUCGGGCACGCUGACGGAGCUGCGGGGCUGCGUGCUGGACAUGUCGGAGCCGUUCAAGGCGGCGCAAAAGAAAGGCGUUCCUAGAGUGGGAGCCGCCCCCUUCGGCACGCUGGCCAUCCGCAACAUCUCCGGCAGCCUCAUCAUCGCGGGCCAGGUGGCCGGGCCCGCGCACAUCACCGGCGUGCGCGACAGCGUGCUGGUCGUCAACGCGCGCCAGGUCCGCAUGCACGAGUGCGCCAAUGUGACUGUGUACCUGUGGUGCGGCAGCCACCCCAUCGUCGAGGACUGCACGGGGGUCCGCGUCGCGCCGAUUCCCGAGUCAUUCCUCAAGAAGGGCCAGGACAACGGCGGGGCCAGCAACCAGUGGGACCAGGUCGACGAUUUUGGCUGGCUCAAGGCUGAGCCCAGCCCCAACUGGCGGAGGCUGGGCGACGGCGAGGCCGGCGAGGAGGACCAUCAGGCCCUGCCCGAGGAGUUCUGGACGAGCACCGUCAAGGGUGGGCCGAGUCUGAGUACUGAGGAUAUCCUGCGGUGUGCGGGCAUCCACACCUGA